Camelus dromedarius (Arabian camel) is the source of this 11800-nucleotide messenger RNA. RefSeq names its product muscleblind like splicing regulator 3 (gene MBNL3). Bases 1195 to 2286 code for a protein of 363 amino acids. Gene Ontology annotation, cellular component: nucleus. NCBI's taxonomy places the organism in Eukaryota, Metazoa, Chordata, Mammalia, Artiodactyla, Camelidae. The record is from RefSeq and is a predicted model, not a curated record. Gene Ontology annotation, molecular function: RNA binding; metal ion binding. The transcript is spliced from 9 exons. Gene Ontology annotation, biological process: regulation of RNA splicing.
UGGAGGGCUCGUCGCCUCCGUCCGGGAGUCCCCGUGUGCGUGUCUCUCGCUUGACAUUUUAUACCCGGCCGCGGCCGACUUGGAGCCGGGUUGCCCGUCCCAGCCCUGAAGUUCUGUAGGUGGGGCGGGCUUUAAUUUGCUUAUAUCUAAUGAUUUCAGGAGCCUCGCUUUAAAAUGGCGGCAUUCACUAGCCACCCCUGCUAGAGGCUCUCCCAGCACCGGGGCCACCUCGCGCAGCGCUGCUUUUGCUUCUGCCGCUAACAGAUGGCAUGUGCCGCUGUCGCUGCCGCUGCCCCCGCCGCUGCCGCUGAGAGCGGGACCCCUUAGCCUCUGGGUUGGCGCUGGCAACAGAAGAAAGGAGCUGGACAGUCCACCAUGGCAGAUAUCGUGACAGGAAGCGAAGUGACAAUCAACAAUCUGCCACUGAAAGAGGACAGCUAGAAUACUUCCCAGGACAUGCAUGUUUCUGGAAAGUGCCUUUUCUGAAAGCUCUGCUGCUUGGAUUCCACUUUCCAGCUGUCUCUUUAUAAACCCCUCUUCCUACCACCACCACUGCCACCUCCCCACCCCUCUGCAAAAAAAAAAAAAAAACCCUGCUGUGCUUGUAGUUCAUUCUCAGAAACUUGUUCAUUCUUUUUUUUCUCUGAUUCUCGAUUUUCAUAGUCAGUUUCCCUCCUCCCGAUUUUGCAGCAAAAAAAAAAAAAAUUACAGUUGUAACAUCCUACCAAUCUUAAACUUUAAAGCCAAGAAACAGGUAGAAAAACUUUUCUCCCCUUGAUCUGAGACCAUUUCACAAAUUGAAGGGUGGCUGGCAACACAGGCUUUUUGGAGGCAUAAUUGAAAACAUCAACUCGAGAGCACAGAAUUCUUUUGAAAUUCUGCCAGUUAUUUGAAGUAACUUCGGCAGGGUAACAAAAUAAAACACUCAAUAUCUUAACCUUUACGGUUGCCUUCUUAGGACUUGGUCUGCAAUUUGAUUUUUAGUUAUUCCGAUCCAAUUUUUCUUUUAGGAUUGGCUUUUUGUUUGACUAGAGCGAAUUUGACUUAAAUGAAGACCUAAGUGCUAACAAAGAAGCAUUUCACCAAAGCAACCCGUUACUCUUCACAUUUAGCUUGAGUUUAUUUUUAAUCUUUCAACCACAGCAGUAAAUUGUUCUAGAGAGGGUGCACUUGAGUUUUAACUUUGCUUUCAAUAUGACGGCUGUCAAUGUUGCCCUGGUUCGUGAUACCAAGUGGCUGACUUUAGAAGUCUGUAGAGAAUUUCAGAGAGGAACCUGUUCUCGGGCUGAUGCAGAUUGCAAGUUUGCCCAUCCGCCAAGAGUUUGCCACGUGGAAAAUGGUCGUGUGGUGGCUUGUUUUGAUUCUUUAAAGGGUCGGUGUGCUCGAGACAACUGCAAGUACCUUCACCCUCCUCCCCAUUUAAAAACGCAGCUGGAAAUUAAUGGACGGAACAAUCUGAUUCAACAAAAGACUGCCGCAGCCAUGUUCGCCCAGCAGAUGCAGUUUAUGCUUCAAAAUGCUCAGAUGUCAUCACUGACUUCUUUUCCCGUGACUCCAUCACUUGCAGCUAAUCCUGCCAUGGCUUUCAAUCCUUACUUACCUCAUCCUGGGAUGGGCCUGGUCCCUGCCGAACUUUUACCAAAUGCACCUGUUCUGAUUUCUGGAAACCCACCUCUCGGAUUGCCAGGAGCUGCUGGUCCAAAACUGAUGCGUUCAGAUAAACUGGAGGUUUGCCGUGAAUUUCAGCGUGGAAAUUGUACCCGUGGUGAGAAUGAUUGUCGCUAUGCUCACCCUACGGAUGUUUCCAUGAUCGAGGCAAGUGAUAAUACUGUGACGAUCUGCAUGGAUUACAUCAAAGGUCGAUGCUCCCGGGAGAAAUGCAAGUACUUUCAUCCUCCUGCACACUUGCAAGCCAAACUCAAGGCAGCUCAUCACCAGAUGAACCAUUCGGCUGCCACAGCAAUGGCCCUCCAGCCUGGUGCAGUUCAACUGAUACCAAAGAGAUCGGCGCUUGAAAAGACCAAUGGUGCCACCCCGGUCUUUAAUCCCAGUGUUUUCCACUGCCAACAGGCUCUGGCUAACCUGCAGCUCCCACAGCCGGCAUUCAUCCCUGCAGGGCCAAUACUGUGCAUGGCACCCGCUUCAAGUAUUGUUGACAUUCUGAACAACAGAGUUACAGAGUAUCAGAAUCUCUCCGUGAGAACCUCCAUAUGGCCUUUUUAUAUAUAUACACGUAUGUCCUCUUCCACCAACACAACAAUAAGCAUGGUGCAGUCAAUAUCUUAAACAAAACAAACAUACCAACCAACAAAUUCAAAUACAAAAUAAAGCAUUAAACAAUCAAGGAGAUGUUAAAACACAAAUAGAAAACUAAUAACUAACAUCUAUCUCUCUUAUUUGAAUUAUUAGGUAGAACACCAUAAAAUUUUGUAAUUCAUCACACUGUUCUUUGUGAUUUCCCAAUAACGAUUAUGCUGAGUGGAUGUCUACAGUGGACUGCUUACUGUGCAUUCUUGGUGGAUAAAUGUCCGUUUUGAAGUGUUACCUUACUGUUUUGUUUACACAGUAGUCUAUUGGGUUGAUUCAGAAUGUAACAAAUAGAUCCAAUACCAGUUUCCCCAUUAUUGUACCGUGGUGUGUUGUGUUAGGUUUUUAACAUACUAUAUAGUGUUUUGCUAUAAUGUGUGGUGUUUGGUUUCAACUAAAAUGUUAUUAGUGGGAAACAGAAACACAUGUGCUUGAAAAAACCUAACAGGCUAAUGUUAAUAUGCUCACUCUCUCUUUGUAAUAGUUCUGUAAGUUUCUUGAGGCAGACAUUUAAAAGGCCUCACUUUUGAGUGUGUCCAAAACGUGAUCAUAAACAUGCACGUGUAUAAUUUGUGCCUGUAGAUCUGACCUUGCAUAAUACAAUCACGUUACUAGAUUUUUGGUUUUUUUGGUGAGAGAGAAAUAAUUACCUGAUAAAAAAACACCGGGAAUUUCUUAAAACAUUAACCCUAAUUUCACUCCUUAAAUAGCUUGAAAAACUAGAAUUUACCUUUAAAUGCAUUUCUCAGCAUUUAUACUAAAAACUAUGGGAAGUGCCCAUUACAUUUUCUGUGGCUCAAGGAUCCUGUCUUCUGGGUAGAGUGUCUAAAACUGAGCCAUUUGUAAUCUUCAGCUGAAAAAUUGGUUCUUGGAAGCUUAAAGGUAUUCUAAUUACAGGUUAUAAAUUAAGCAGAGAGAUGGGGGCGUGGAGAGAGUUCUUACAUAUUGGAGGAAAGUAUGUAAAAACCAUUGCAAUGUAACCUUUGAUACAAGUGCCAUUUUCCGAAUGCAAAUGGCUUGUGCUCUUUAGGCUACUCUUUGAAUAAUAAGAUGCAAUCUGGAAAAGUUCAGUCAGGGUGAAAGAGAAUUGGCUCCAGGUGGGGCCUUUCCUCCCCAAAUGGACAAUCUUUUCCGUUGAUCACAGUUGGAGCCUGAGUAUAGGUUUGGAGAGAUGGCGGGGCUGAGGAGGGAGGUAGGGAGAUAAUUGAAAUUACUUUGAUUUAUGUAAAAGUUCUAGGAAGGAUGUCCACAGGCGUCUUCAGCUUCAGUUCAACUGAGUUUCCAGUUUUGUCAGUCGCUUAAGUGAAGGAGCAAGCGCCUGUGAUAUAUGUUAAAUGUUGCCCAUCCCAAACUUCAUUAACAACAGAAUCUCUCAUAGUAUAACCAAGCCUCUCUUUUGUUUGUUUGGAUUUUUUUGUUUUUAUAUGUAUUUGAAAAUGAUAAUAGAGAGGAAUAGAGAGAUUUUUAGCAACCUUUGGAUGAGACCGAGUGGCCACAGUCCACAGAACUGAACUGAACUCAUAUUACUAAUACUUAUGAACUCGUUGUAUAACCAAGUAAAAUAGUCAUUCAUUCCUAUGCUAUGUUGUAUACCUCCUCCACCAUACUCAGUUGUGAAACUUACUGUUAUCAUUUAGUGGUAGAGCUUUAUGACAUUUUGCAUCAAUUUAGAUAGUUUACUAUUUUCUACUAAAUAUAUGUCCUCUCACUGAAAAGUAAAAAAUCCUCAAAUUUGUUGUGUAUAACAAGUUUAUUUUCUCCUUCAUGAAAAUGACAGGCAAAGGGACAGUUUGAUUUAGGAUACCUUAAGCUAGCUAGUAGUGUUUGAAUCACAGAACAAGAGAGUUAGCAAAACCUUUUCACAGCCAGGGCAUGGUGACCUGCCCAGGGCGACCUAGCUAGUUGGUAGCAGUUGGACCCAGAAACAUCUCCUGACUCCUGGCUGUUCCUCCGCUUCCUAUAGUUUGUGCUUUAGAACAUUUGUGACUCCAUCCCAGAGCAGACCAUUUUGGCUCAGUGCAAAAGAGCGAAAUUAGCUCUUGGGUAACUGAUAUCCUGUUGAUCUGAAUUCUCCAUCCAAGUCAUGAUCAUCAGUGAUUUCCAAAUGAUCUUGCUUGGAUCGAGCCAUUGUCAUCUGCUAACAGUAUUGCCUGGAGUUAGAGAACAAGAGUGUCUUGAUUUUUACCUGUUGGUUCUUUGAACCACUUAAUUUCUGUUUCUUAAAAUCUUAACUUUGCUAGAGAAGAAUAUGCCUUUGUGAAAUAACUUGUGUUUAGAACUGGUUUUGUUAAACCUGUGCCAGUGCCUCUCUAGAAGGGCAGCUUGAUCACAUGAAUCCAGAAAGGGUGUACCUGAGCUACUCUGGAUGUAUUCCUUAAAAGAGACAGAGACAUUUUCAGUGAAAAAUGAACUUUUUUGGUGUUGUUUGACAUUCUGAUGCAACACACUGUCUCAUUGAACUUUUUAAACUUCUGACAAAGAUAUACGUAGACUAAAAAAUACCUCAAGGUCAGCUGUUUGCAAGUUGCUUUCAGUACUAGAAGACAUGAAUAAUGAUGUAUUUUUUAGUAAGAGUUUCAGUGAGGAGAUUCAGGGUAGUUGUAUUUUUUGGUGCCACAAUUUUUGAUAUUGUUGGCAUUUUGAAGUUACUUUGUAUGUGAAUUUAAAGAAAGAAAACUCAAAGCACUAAUGUUUUGAUCAGAUGCAAAAGAAUUUUGAUGAAAUGUAAUUUUGAGAUAGCACUCUUUAAACUAGUUGUGCAAUGACUUAUUCAAAGUAUCUUUAUUCAAGAAAAGAGAAGAAGAAAGAUAAGUCAUGAGAUUAACUUUUCAGUUAAAAAGACAAGUCACAAAACUAAUCAGUGACUCUAAACAAUAAUUUACUGGAUGAAGUGUAUAUAUAAAAUUCUAAUCACUUGUGAUUCUUUUAGUUAACAUUUUAUAAGCUUUGUAAUCUACAAGGGCCUCUAUUUUUAUUUAUCCAAAAUUCAUGUUUUUUGUCCAUUUCUCUCAGCCUUUUGCAAAAAUAGGCAAGCGUGCUGAGACUUGGAUAAAACAGUUCAUGUAUACAGAGAAAAUAAUCAAAAAGUUUUCUUCAAAGAGGGUUUUAGUAGUGUCAAAAAUUUGUAAGAGCACUGUGUGACCAUAAGCAUAUUUUAAAGGGGAAUUAAAAUCAAAUGGAUUCAUAAAAUUGCUAAACACAGUAUUUGCUUUUGUAAUUGGAGCAUGAUGCCGCAACUUGCUGUUGCAUUUCAUUUCACUUGUCUAGAAUUUUAUUUGUAGUCAGUCAUGAUGUCAAGAGCCAUCUUCUCCCUACUCCAUCAGUCUUUUCCAUCCAUUUUUGAACAUGCUAAAAAGCACUUUGAUCUUGCCGUAAGUGUUGUCCUACACCAUGAGGCUGUGUUCAUGAAUGGGCAGCCUCAGCUCACCAGCUCUCCAUUUCAGAAAAAGCAGGUACCUCCACCCUACCAUCAACAGGAACCAAAUCAAAUUAAUCUUUACAACAUGAAUCUCUUUUUAAUGGCAUGACCAGUGAGCGUAGUGACGUCUGAAUAAGGACAACAUUGGCAUUAAAUUUUAUCCAAUAGUAUGUAGGGAAGGCCCAUGUGCUACUUGGAAUGUCAUUUGGUCCUCCCCACUCCUUGGAGAGUAGAUGAAGAUGCUCUUAGGUAAAAUGCAGCCACAGGUUUUCAAGUUAUUUUAGUCUGUAGGGUAGGCUGUGAUGCUUAAAAUGAAUAGAAACUGGAAUCCUCUUUCUUUCUAUCUCUUCUACAUUUCACACACAUUGAAAUAGAAACAGGGGAAUGUGAUUUCCCAAUUCUGUUGGCUAGAUUUAGGAGGAUAGUGGCCUAUUAAUUUUACCAGUGCCUCUCAAAGGAAAUAGAAUAAACACUAUAUAAAAGAGUAUAACAACUUUUUUUUUUUUUAGCAAGUUUAGUUGCUAGCGUAGUCAAACUGUAAAUAUAAUUGCAAAUAGACGUUCUGAGCACCAAUUCGCUAAUUGGUGCCAUGUUUUCCAUUUUCUUGUUAGUUAAGGUUUUUAUUUUAUUCCUUUUUCAUAUCUUUAAUUAACUAGUGAAUUUAAUUUUGAAGGAGCGUUAGAGAAAGUUUAAGGUUUUACUACAUGUAUUCAACCCGCCUGGAUAGGUCCUAAACUGACACUGAAUGAAGCAGGACAAGAUACAUAGUUCAUACCUAUUCUUUACAGUUCACAGUUUAAGAACAAACUUAACUUUAUAUACAAAUAAUAAUUUUUAACUAAUUGUAUAUUUAGUCGUUGCUUUAGCAACAAAUCUACAACAUGGCUACCUUUAGACAUUUUUUUUUGUGUGUGUGUGAAAAUUUUACUUGUAAACGAUACAUGGCUUUUGACAGUAUGAGCCAGUAGACAGUACAGCUCAAAGCUCAGAAAACAGAUAUGGGUGAUUUUUUUCUAAUCCCAAAUUCCCAUGUGAAAGCUGAAUUUGUGUCCUUGUGUGACUUUUUGAGCAAAAAGUUUACAGCAUGUGGAUUCUAGAAUCAGGCUUUAUAGCUGAUAGAAUUGUGUGGAGAGGGUUAUUCCACAGAAUUUAGAUUUCAAAACAAUUACUGAGCAGAGGUGAGUAUAUAGCUCAGUGGUAGAGCUCAUGCUUAGCAUGCACGAGGUCCUAGGUUCAAGCCCCAGUACCUCCAUUAAACAAACAAACAAAACACAAUUGUUGUAUUUAUAGUACAACCAAAUCUCUUUCAUAACUUACUGAAAAUUAUUCUAUACAAGUGACAUAACUGUAGCUACAAAAAAUUUUUAGGGAAUUAUAUACUUAUACAAAUAUAUCCAAAUGAGGAUUAAAAGCCAACAAAAGCAUAGAUUAAAAUGAAUUCAUAUUCAGGAAACCAUACAUACAGAUACUGUGGAAUGACCCCGUAACAGUGUUGAAGAGACAUAUGCUGCAAUUAACUGAUGGUCUCAGUUAGGGUGCGACCGUGUGAGACACACCUUUUUUGCACUUAUGUACAUAGUCCAUGAAAGCAAUCCUUGGAGCUUUUUCUUUUAAAUAUAAGAAGUCUGUGAUAAUAGUGGGAAAGUUAGUAAGAGAGAGUUAUUUCUAAGGCUUUGAGAAGAAGGGUUUGUUUGUUCUUUUUUUUUUGUCGCUACAAGAUGUAACUAAAGCAUGAUGUUGCUUUGCUGUUGUGGAGGCUUUCUAGUUUGCUACAGCUCACCAUGAGAGAAGACUGGUUACAGGUAACAGGUCAACUUCAGCUAACAGCCCUAAGCAAAAGUAAAGGUACUUCAUCUUUUAGCAAGACUGCUAGCAAAGAUUGUUUGGUUUUUUAAAUUAAGCCUCACUGUACACGUACACGUACACGUACACACACACACACACACACACACACACACACACACACACACACGGCAGGUUUCUGGCUGAGGUUUUCUUUUUUCAAUGGUUACAAGCAGUGGAAUACCCUGUAAAUUGCAGGCUGGAUAUUCCCAUUGGGAUCAAGUUUGAUUUCAUCUUUUACUGAAAAUUAUCAAUUGAUAAAUAUCUGUUAUAUCAAUGAAUAUGUAUUUAAGUGACAAACUGUUAACAUUCACCAUUAUUUCCCCUUCAGGAUUCAGAAUCCAAAACCAAGUUGGCAACCCUUGAAAGAUGUAAUGUAACAGUUAAGCCUGGCCAGCAUGGAGCAUUUUAUUCUCUUCAACAAGGGAAAAAAAUGCUCCUGGCACAGUUUUAUAUAUGGCUUUAUUUACUUUAUACUUGUUCAGUGCAAGCUGUUUUCUGAUUUACCUUUACCAGAUUAGACAGUGCUUCACUGUGUCAUUUCAGCCUCCUGCUGUUUUAACUAAACAGAAGAGUACUGGCCAAAAUCUUACACACAUUGGAGCUGGAAAUGAAUGUUUUAAUCAGACCAUCUCUGCCAAUUUCAGCCCCCAAGUCACCAACAGAUCACCAUUUAUCUUUUUGUUGCCUCCAGGCAAUGAGGCCUAGAAAAGGUCAAACUUAGAAAGGUUUUAGGUCAGAUCACCAUACAAACUUUGAAUCCUUUCUAUCUUGAGACCUGUCACCCUUACCCUGGAGAAGGAGCCCGUCUUGGGACGGAGGGAACUGGUAUUAGUAUUGCUACACAUUUGGAGAGUUCUCACUUACAGAGAAAUGAAAGUAAACCAAAGCCAGAAAGCAAUCCAAGCCUUACAAUUACAGUUGUCCAAUAGCUCAGGGCCAGUUGGUUAGAAAUGUCUUUUUUUCCCCUUCACCCUACACUCACUUAUAGUUAACCAUACAUCUAACAGCCUGACCAUCUGACCAGCAUUUACACUGAUACAAGAUGUAAGCAUGCAUUCAUUCUGUAGUCAGAAUUUCCAGUUGUAACCUUCUCACCAAUGUAGUUUCCCACCUUAACCCAUGUUCUUGUGUUGACAUUUCCUUGUGAAUCUACAAGCCACAUACCUAAAAGGAAAAACGUGUAUCACUGUGAAAUACAUCACAGCUACGUCAUAUUACUUUGUUUUUUUUUUAAAAAAAACACCUCCGUUACAAGACCUCAGAGUAACCCAACUUUAAGCAGUGCUCAUUUCUCCCCAAUCACACAACCUAAAGAUUUAUCUGUCACAGACUUGCAUGAUUUCAAAGCUUUAUUUCUGUAUGCAAACGCUUAUCUGUUAAUGAUGGAAACCAAAUUAUGUUGUUUCUAUGUCUUUUGUGUCUAGCAGUUGAGAGAAUUCCACGAUCAUUCUAUCAUUGGAUUCUGGGGUUGCCCUUUUCAGAAUAAAUUUCCUAUUAUUGUUGUUGUUGCUUUAAUUAUUAGAAAAAUGAGCCAUUUGUUACAUGCCCCAAAAUUACAAUAAUUUAAAUUAAGAUUAAAAAAAAGAUGCUCCUAAGUAUACUCUUUUUUUAAAGGGCUAACUUUAUGCAUUUACAGAACAACAAUCCAGUAUAACAUAGGAAAUGGAAGCACAUAUUUUGGGCAGAAAAUGUCAAUUUAAAAAUACUUAUGAAUAAGAAAAAUUUUAGUCCUGUAUAACAAUGAUAGAUUUAAAUAAUGAUGACAAUAUUUAAUAAAUAUGAACUGUUCCUAUAAUAUUUUGCUUCCAGAAUGCAAUAGCUCAUUCUCUCGACUGCUAUCAAAUAAGGCAGAUGCUUUGAUUUGUUUUUUUUCCCCAAGUUAUAGUCCUGUACUGCUUGUUUGUGUUUAGACAUGUGCAUUAUGUGAUUCAUUUUAGUAUGCUCUUUCUAUGUUUAUUUUUUGUUCUUUUAAUAAAAUGUGUAAACUUCUUUGUUGUCUUUUUUUUAUGAAUCCAUAUUCACACACUAGUUCUCUUCAAAUGAUUUGUCUUCUAGUAUAUUAAUCCUAAUAUUUGGUAAUUCUAAUAUAAAAUUUAAAUCUGACUUGGUUCAAUGCUAUAUUUCAUACAUAGAAUAAAUUUCCAAAUAUAUACCUUUGAAUUGUCUAGCUAAUACAUCCAUUGUGUUAGGUGUAUUAUUAUACCUAUACGAUUGAUGUCACUAACACAAGAAAGACACAGUUGUAUCUUACAAGAGAACACUAACAUUUUUCAGGUAAUGCUUACUGGUUUCUGUUGUGCUUCAGAAAUUCUGAGGCAUGUUCUAAGAUACAUUAUUAGAAGUUUCUAUUUUCUGUUGCUCAUUUCCAGCCUGCAUCCUCAGUGUAACAAAUGAAACCAGUGUCAUUUAUUUCAUUCUUUUCAAGAUGGGCAUUGGUGGUUUCAUAACAAUGGGCUGCAUGACUUUUUCCAUGAAAACAUUUUUCUCUCCCUUAAAAUUGGUUUUCGCCAACCAAUGGCACAGAAAUGAAAGGAUACUCAUUUUUGUUCUUUAAAGAAAGCAAAAUGUUACUUGGGAACACUUUAUUCUGUCAGAUUUCUAAAUCCUUAGAAACACGAAUAAGGAACUUUGCCACAUCGCUAUUUAGUCAGCGGGGUGAUGGAAAACUGAGGUGAAGAGGCUUUGGAUGAGAUGCUGUGGCAGAGCAAAGUAGUAGUCAUGUGUCUGCAACAGUGACAAGGCCCAGGAAAGAGGUUGGUUCCUGGUCCUGUAUCAGCUGAAUCACACAGAGCUACUGGCUCCUCUCCCCCUUGGGUCCCAGUUUACUGUUUCUAAAUGUGGUUCCCACUACGGCAUUUCUUGAUAAGCCAACUUUGAGCCCUUUGAUGUGCUGUAUAUGUUUCUGUGACUGAUAAUUCCAGCACUAAAACCAGUUCAGUAUAUAGACAUUUACAAGAGGUCUUUGGCCUCUGAAGAAUUCAGUUAAUGUCUCUCUCUCUUUGAAGCUGCUGAAUGAUAGGGAAGAAUUCAGGCCAGGCAUUCUGAACCAUCAGCAAAAUAAAGUUUCUGUUGGCCAGGAGAAAGCUGACCCACAGGCAAAACGCUUUGCACAUUUCAACCUUUUCCCAAUAUAUUUUUAAGUCCUUCCUUUUCUCAUCCGCCAUGGUGGCCUCUUGCCUUCUAGAAGCCCCAUGGGUGCAACUUAUCAGAACUGCCGCCCCAGGUAGGUUUGUUUUUCCUUCAGAACUUUCCUGUUGGGCAUCUGAGGCUACAGAGGGCAGCUCAUAACUGAGCUCUAGGAGACAGAUCACACUGGUGUGUGUUAGAGACUGCCAGUGCUUAAUGGGCUGCCCCUCCUGGGAGUGUUUAUAUUUAAAAAGGCACGACUCUCCAGUGGGGGAAUAUCAGAUGGCCACCUGUGUAGAUGAGGAAGACAUGUUUUACUGAAACAAACAUCUAGGCAUUGGAGUCACAGCAUUGAACCAGCAACCGAAUUCCUAUGGAUGGGCAGUAUAGGCGUUCACUACCUCAGGAAGGCCCCAAAAGGAAUGCUUGUCAUUUUGUUAAUGGUCAGGAAAGUUCUCUUAAUAGUGAGCCUAAAACACUGACUAGAUAGUGAACACCCCGAGAUUCCACAGACCUGAGUCCACCCAUGUUGUCAGCACCUGUGGUAUGGGGCAUGGCACAGUGAUGGGCCUGACAAAUGGUCCCAUUUCACGAGCAGCCCCACGCCAACACUUGCUAAUAUCCAGCAGAGGGAUGCAUGCUCUGCGACUUCUUACUUGACUAUUUCCUGGACCAGAAGUGCCCACUGAAACGAGCCCUCCCAGAUUUUCCUUUCAGUGCCUGGACUUGCACGUCUCCCUUAAGCAGGAGGACAGCAAGAGUCCGGGGAAUAAAAGCCAAGAGCUUUUGAUAGAAAGGGUGGCCACCUGGACAGAAGGGUGAAGUCUGUGAGAGGAACAGGAGAUUUGACUCCUGUCCUUUCAAAUAGGCGCCCCGAUCAAAAGCACAGCAUUCCAGAGAGGGUGCGGGAAUUGGUAGAAGAAGGAAGUUCUGGGCAGCCCAGCAUUUUUAUGUUGUGCAUGAAAAGAGCGCAGUGCAGAGGCAGGCAGGAUACUUGGGGCAAAAUAGGCAAAAGCAGGGAAAAAAAAAAUCAGAGAUUUUCCUGAUGACAGGGAGGUUUUUCCCCAUAAAUGAUUCAGCACAUGACAUGUGUGAACACGUGCA